GGCGACUGUUUCGUCAUUUCCGUCAUAUUCAACAUGGAGUCUAGCGGUGUGAAGCUAAAUUUCUGGGAGAACGGACCAAAACCUGGACAGUUUUUCUCCUUUCCUGGUACCAGCAGCCACGGGUCCGCUACAUCAUGUGGUCCGGUUAGACACACACUUAACCCGAUGGUAACUGGUACAUCGGUGCUUGGUGUGAAGUUCACAGGUGGGGUUAUCAUUGCUGCUGACAUGUUGGGCUCUUAUGGCUCCCUGGCUCGGUUCAGGAACAUUUCCCGUCUCAUGAAGGUGAACAACAACACCAUUCUGGGAGCAUCAGGGGACUAUGCUGAUUAUCAGUACCUGAAACAGGUCAUCGAACAGAUGGUUAUCGAUGAGGAGCUGCUCGGAGAUGGCCACAGCUAUAGUCCAAAGGCCAUCCACUCCUGGCUGACCAGAGUGAUGUACAACCGUCGCAGCAAGAUGAAUCCUCUGUGGAACACUGUGGUCAUCGGAGGUUUCUACAAUGGGGAGAGUUUCCUGGGUUAUGUGGACAAGCUGGGCGUUGCUUAUGAGGCUCCCACAGUGGCCACUGGUUUUGGGGCGUACCUGGCUCAGCCUCUGAUGAGAGAGGUGGUGGAGAACAAGGCGGAGAUCACCAAACAGGAGGCUCGGGAUCUGGUGGAACGCUGCCUCAAAGUGCUGUACUACAGAGACGCUCGCUCCUACAACAGGCAUGAGAUUGCUAUCGUGACCGAGGAGGGUGUGGAAAUCAUUGGUCCGCUGUCGUCGGAAACCAACUGGGACAUCGCUCAUUUGGUCAGCGGGUUUGAAUGAAGAUGAGCUGGAACCAUUUCCUUGCUACAUCAAGGAUAACAUCCCACCAUUAAACCUCUAUCUAUCCCAGUUUAGUUUUUUCUGUUUAUGGUCACUUUUGUAUAAUGGAAAAUAAAUACAAUAAAUAAAUAAAAAAAACA
Messenger RNA from Girardinichthys multiradiatus, 953 nucleotides. It is a transcript of the gene psmb4, whose product is annotated as proteasome 20S subunit beta 4. Bases 34 to 813 code for a protein of 259 amino acids. Gene Ontology annotation, cellular component: proteasome core complex. NCBI's taxonomy places the organism in Eukaryota, Metazoa, Chordata, Actinopteri, Cyprinodontiformes, Goodeidae. The record is from RefSeq and is a predicted model, not a curated record. The transcript has 8 exons.